AUGGAAGGCAUAGAAGCAACAUACGAAAAACUCAAAAUAUCGGUUCCUUCAUCCCAUGGAGUUGUCGACGUCACUGUUUUAAGAAAGUCUGGGAGACCUGCAGGUACGGGCGCAUUCAAUUCAUGAUGGUACAUUUAUGCAAUCAGAUGCAAUGCGGGUGGAGACCUGUACUAAUUGAAAGGUUUUUCCUUUAUAGAAUACCAAGUUUAUAACGGUUAUUUGGCUUCGUCGACUGUCCAUCGUCAUCACUUAGAAAAGAUAAUACUGGUGGCUUUCGAUGCAAGUAUUAUCACUAUAACGAGAGAUGUUACUGUCCUUACUCCGAACAAGUACACCGUCGACCCGGCGAGUUUAGAGGUGGAUCAGUCUGAAGUAUGGAUUGAUGCAUGA
Porites evermanni is the source of this 390-nucleotide messenger RNA. NCBI's taxonomy places the organism in Eukaryota, Metazoa, Cnidaria, Anthozoa, Scleractinia, Poritidae. The record is from the annotation of a GenBank genome assembly.